GUGCGGCAUCAAGGGUUCUUUGGAACGCGUUGAGAAGUUGAGAACGUGGGUGGAUGGAUCGUGACGGGCAGGUGUCGAGGGAAAUGGAGAAGUCGACUUUGCCAUGACCCAUGAUCCAUCAUCAAUCUCACCCUCACCCGACAUUCAACACACAAAGACUGGCCGCUCACCGCCCGUCUCCUCCAAAUGCCGCCGGUCUCGUCGUCGACCGACCACCUGCCUCCCCACCAACCUGCCGCGCGCCAACGCCCAAAGUCGCCAGAUCGUGUCCUCGCAGAGGCCGAAGCACAAUGGCUGUUCAGCGAGCAGGAGCUGAUGCACACGCCCUCGGUGCAGCAUGGCAUGGCCCCCGAGAAGGAAAAGGACAUACGCGCAAAGGGCGUCAACUUCAUCCGUCAGGUGGGCAUCAUGCUCAAGCUGCCCGAGCUCACCCUCUCCACGGCCGCCAUCUUCUUCAAUCGCUUCCUCAUGCGCGUGAGCCUGGUCGACCGCCCUAACCAGAAGGCUCUGCACCAUUACACCCUCGGCGCCACUGCCCUCUUUCUGGCUACAAAGGUCGAGGAAUCUUGUCGCAAGAUGAAGGAUUUGGUCGUCGCCUGUUGCCGCGUCGCGCAGAAGAACCCAAAUCUGCUGAUUGACGAGCAAAGCAAGGACUUCUGGAAGUGGCGCGAUACCAUCUUGCUCAACGAAGACGUCCUGCUCGAGAUGCUGUGCUUCGAUCUCACCAUCGAGCCUCCACACAAACAGCUCUACGAAAUGCUCAAAUAUUAUCAAGUUCACCACAACAAACAGUUGCGCAAUGCCGCCUGGGCCUUCGUCACCGACAGCAACAUCACUCAGCUCUGUCUGCUGUGCUCGAGCCAUACCAUCGCUGCUGCUGCCCUUUACUCCGCCGCUCGCUACUGUGGCGUCUCUUUUCCAGAUUCAUCCGACGGUCGUCCGUGGUGGCACGUUCAGCACGUCUCACUCGAUGAUGUCCUAAAGGCUUGCAAUUACAUGGCUGCGAAUUACGAACACGUCCCAAUCAAACCUGGUCAUGAGGGAGCCCAAACUAUCUAUGCCAUCACCAGUCCCUCCGCUCCCGCAUUACACCAGGACGCCGCCGCUCUCCACAUCACAAAGACACAUCAGCUUGAUCUGCCCCCUGACGAUAGAGCCGUCAAGAAGAGACGCACCUCCGAAUCUGGUACUGCUACUUCGAUUCAUGCACAUGCCUCGCGCACAGUCGAGAGUCACGGUAGCGAAGAAGGCGAGGUCGAGGGUUAGCCAUCUCAUAUCAUAUCAUGACUUUACUGAAUCUGCAAUUGAGCGAAGGCGUUACGGGAUGUGGUCCUGUACUGGGGUUGGGGCCUUGCAUAGCGGACAUUGUACUUAGGGUUUCUUUUUAUCAUCCUCACUCGCGACGUGAUACCCUUGAUAUAUUAUUAUGACUGGUGCCACAAUUUAUUCCAAACUGUCACAUGGGAUCGCC
Aureobasidium subglaciale EXF-2481 is the source of this 1471-nucleotide messenger RNA. RefSeq lists its product as uncharacterized. The record is from RefSeq and is a predicted model, not a curated record. Gene Ontology annotation, molecular function: cyclin-dependent protein serine/threonine kinase activator activity. Lineage: Eukaryota; Fungi; Ascomycota; Dothideomycetes; Dothideales; Saccotheciaceae. The coding region runs from base 187 to 1266 and encodes 359 amino acids. Gene Ontology annotation, cellular component: cyclin/CDK positive transcription elongation factor complex; nucleus. The transcript has 2 exons. Gene Ontology annotation, biological process: regulation of transcription by RNA polymerase II; positive regulation of DNA-templated transcription, elongation.